Molecule: messenger RNA, 933 nt
Organism: Contarinia nasturtii (swede midge)
Lineage: Eukaryota; Metazoa; Arthropoda; Insecta; Diptera; Cecidomyiidae
Gene: Mpv17
Product: protein Mpv17
Exons: 4
Coding region: 264-923 (219 amino acids)
Cellular component (GO): cytoplasm; membrane
Source: RefSeq, a predicted model, not a curated record
GUUAAAAUGAAAACACGCGGCUGUCAAACCCAGAGAAAAAUUCCUUAAAAGCGUGAUUCACAUUGAGCCAUUGAGAUAAACGGAAAAUAUUGAAAGAAAAGGAAAAAAAAGAAAAUCACAUUGAUUUGAGUGAAUCAUCAUCGAAAAGUGGUGUUUGAUUUCCAACAUAAAAUUCUUAAUGGAAAUCAAGUGAAAGAAAAAAUUUACUGGAUAAAAAUAGGCGACAUUUGUUUGGAAUUUUCCGUGGAAUUAAAGAAUAUACAAUGAUAUUUUCAAAAUUGACCCGAUUUGCAUGGCGUUAUAAUCCAAGUAUUCGCCAAUUUUCUGGCAAAUAUCAAAAAGCUUUGAAAAAAUAUCCUAUAUUGACACAAGCCGUUCAGGCUGGAUUCUUGAUGGGAGCCGGGGAUUUUUUGGCUCAGACAAUAAUUGAAAAGCAAAAAAUCUCUCAAUGUGACUACAUUCGGACGUUGAAAUUCUUUUCAAUUGGAUUCUGUGUGGCUGGCCCUGGCCUACGAAAAUGGUAUGGAGCACUAGAUUCAUAUGUUACUGCAAAGAGUCGAUUGGGUCGUACAGCACAGAAAGUGUUCAUCGAUCAAGCUGUAUUUGCACCGAUUUUCUUGGCCUUUUUAUUGUCUGUGAUUGGAUAUUCGCAACAUCAAGAUCUUGGAAAAGUCAAAGAAAAAUUACAGCAGGACUAUCCCGAUAUUUUACUGGCGAACUACAGUGUAUGGCCAUGGGUGCAGAUUCUCAAUUUCAGCAUUAUACCAUUGAACUAUCAGGUGUUAUUGACGCAAACCGUUGCUGUAUUCUGGAAUAUUUAUUUCUCAUGGCGUACAAAUUUAAAUGAGCGUCCGGCUGUGAUCAGCUCAGGAAAUGUGGUGAAUGCGAACACAAAUAGUAAUGCAAUUGCUAAAACGGAGUAGUAUUAACAAA